AUGGUGACGGGAACUAUCAAGUGCGUAGUCGUCGGUGACGGUGCCGUUGGAAAGACAUGUCUCCUCAUCAGCUAUACAACGAAUAAGUUCCCCUCGGAAUAUGUGCCGACAGUUUUCGACAACUAUGCCGUCACCGUCAUGAUCGGUGAUGAGCCCUACACGCUCGGCCUGUUCGAUACAGCAGGACAAGAAGAUUACGACCGUUUACGUCCGCUAUCAUACCCCCAGACCGACGUCUUCCUCAUCUGCUUCAGCGUUGCAUCGCCCGCCUCGUUCGAAAACGUGUCCCAGAAAUGGGCCCCCGAAGUCAACCAUCACUGCCCCGGCGUGCCCUUCCUCAUCGUCGGAACGCAGAAGGAUUUGCGCUCCGACAAGGAACUGAGGGACAAGCUUGCCCAGCGCAAGCAGUCGAUGAUAGAGUUCAAGCAGGGAGAGAAGCUUGCCCAGGAUCUUGACGCCGUCAAAUAUGUCGAGUGCAGUGCGCUGACACAGGAAGGUCUCAAGAACGUGUUUGAUGAGGCCAUCGUUGCGGCACUGGAGCCGCCUCAGAAAAAGACAAGUAAAAGGGACAAGAAGUGCUUGAUUCUGUGA
Messenger RNA from Neurospora hispaniola, 591 nucleotides. Its product is annotated as cell division control protein 42. The record is from RefSeq and is a predicted model, not a curated record. Gene Ontology annotation, biological process: endocytosis; establishment or maintenance of cell polarity; Cdc42 protein signal transduction. The coding region runs from base 1 to 591 and encodes 196 amino acids. Lineage: Eukaryota; Fungi; Ascomycota; Sordariomycetes; Sordariales; Sordariaceae. The transcript has 4 exons. Gene Ontology annotation, molecular function: GTPase activity; protein kinase binding; GTP binding.